CUUUCGGGACACAGUAACAAACAUGACCCACCAAAAUUGAGCGGCGUGGCUACUCGGCCCAGUCGGACGCAGUCGCAGCCGAAGACAAUCGGCGUGACACAAACAUCGGCGCAAGCGACGCCUCAUGUAGGAGCAGUGUCAGCGGACAAAGUUGUUCCUGUGGAACCGAAACCGGCUCUGCAGAUGAUGCCAGCGAUUCCCGAAAUAUCGACUGCAUUCGCCUGCGGGCAAGAGGAGAUCUCGAGCAGCGUCCCCAUCUCGACGGCUGAGACGUCGCUGCAGCCGUUCGCCGAAGAGGCCCAGCACAGGAGAAAUGACCUCGUGUUGGAUGUAAGUAAGCUGCAUAUGAGAAACACGGAGGACAGACUGACUGUGCCCGACACAAGACGGGCACAAGCUGCUACGCCUAUGCAAAUCAGACGUGAAGGUGCCGCACAACAUCGGCUCGUCCUUGAAACAUGCAUGGUCCCUGAACUGCCGACUACCUCCAGCGCGGGUGACACAGAUGAUCAUCGAGAAAACGUUGCCGUGUAAAAGGAUCGGCUCAACCCAGAGGGGUGAAAUGAUCAUCACCGACGUGAAAGAACAGCAAUCCUAAAUAAGCUCCGUCCGCUCGUUCAGGGUGAUUUUUAUUGUCGUGUGUGCACUGUUUAUGCCAGCAUCUAGCCAUGAAUUCACAUACUGCCUUAAACACCACUUGGAUCGCCGACAUCAGAAGUGCUGGCG
Dermacentor silvarum is the source of this 726-nucleotide messenger RNA. RefSeq lists its product as uncharacterized. The transcript is spliced from 4 exons. Bases 184 to 534 code for a protein of 116 amino acids. Lineage: Eukaryota; Metazoa; Arthropoda; Arachnida; Ixodida; Ixodidae. The record is from RefSeq and is a predicted model, not a curated record.